AUGCUUCUGAAGCUAAAGUGCACUGUCAAUAACUACGCAUGGGGACCCAAAGGAAAUUCUAGCAUGGCUGGAAGUCUUGCAUUAGAUGGUGGUCAUAUUCCAAAUCUUGACAAAGACAAACCAUACGCUGAAUUCUGGGUGGGAACUCACGCUAACGGGCCGGCCCACGUCAUCGAAAAAGACAUCGCUCUUAAACAACUUUUGGCUACAUCGCCAGAGUUACAGGGAAAACAUGAAAAAGGCAACCUUUCAUUCCUCUUCAAAGUGCUUUCCGUUCUUGGACCACUCUCAAUCCAAAUUCAUCCAACAAAAGAACAAGGAAAACUUCUUCAUGCUACAGAUCCGAAGAACUAUCCAGAUGACAACCACAAACCAGAGAUCGCAAUUGCUCUGACUGAAUUCGAGCUUCUUUCCGGAUUUCGGCAACAUUCACAAAUUAGUGAAUAUCUGAAAUUGUACUCUGAAAUUCAAGAAUUGCUCACCGAAGAAGAGAAAAGUCAAAUCGACAGUUUAGGAUCUUAUGGAGAGAGUUCUGCACAGGUUCUCAAAAAGAUCUUCUCAAGAAUUUGGCGAACUCCAAAGGAAAAACUUCAAAUAGUUGUUGAUAAACUUGCCAGACGAAUUCAAGGACAUGAAAACAAAACGGCUCUUGAUGAAAUAAUUGUCUACCUUUUCACAUUGUACCCUGGAGAUGUUGGUGUAUUUGCUCCAAUUUUCUUGAACUACUUCAAAUUACAACCUGGAGAGGCAACAUUUUUAGAACCAAACAUGCCACAUGCUUAUUUGAAAGGAGAUUGUGUUGAGUGUAUGGCAGACAGUGACAAUACUAUUCGAGCUGGAUUAACACCAAAAUAUAUUGAUGUAGAAUCAUUGGUUGAAAUGUUGAAUUAUGAUGAGACCCUGCUUCCAAAAUAUAUUCCAAAUGAACUGGACGAUGGAUCACUACUAUUUACUCCACGUGGAAUUGAUGAGUUCUGGGUGCAGGAAGUCAAAGGACCCGCUGGAUCGAUCUACCAACUUCCUUACUCCGAAUCAUGUUCUGUCUUGACGGUUCUCUAUGGUACUGCAACAGUUACAUUGGGAGAUGCAUCACAAGUAUUGAAUCGAGGAGAAGUCGUUUUCAUUGGAGCUACACAUGACGCUGAACGUCCCAAGAUUAAUAUUUCUGAUGAUUUUCUUGCAUUCCGAGCGUUCACACCAUCACCAAGAGCCCUCGAAAGUCUUUCAAAUAAGCGUCUGAUUAUUGAUUAAUUCAGAAAUCUUUUUAUGUCUUUAUAUAAUUCACCACAGUUUUACGCAAUGAUUGUAUUUAAAAAUUAAACUUGCCAUGCUAUAGCUUCCACGUUAUUUCAGCUAAAAAUUGGAAUUUUGGAAUUUCAAUUACAUACAAAAGUGCUAGUCACUGUUUUUCAUUAUCUAGGGUUGUUCAUAAUAAAUUUUUAUUCCUU
This is a messenger RNA of Caenorhabditis elegans, 1448 nucleotides long. RefSeq names its product putative mannose-6-phosphate isomerase (gene ZK632.4). The transcript has 5 exons. Gene Ontology annotation, biological process: carbohydrate metabolic process; GDP-mannose biosynthetic process. Gene Ontology annotation, cellular component: cytoplasm. NCBI's taxonomy places the organism in Eukaryota, Metazoa, Nematoda, Chromadorea, Rhabditida, Rhabditidae. Gene Ontology annotation, molecular function: mannose-6-phosphate isomerase activity; zinc ion binding. The record is from RefSeq and is marked reviewed. The coding region runs from base 1 to 1251 and encodes 416 amino acids.